Marasmius oreades (fairy-ring Marasmius) is the source of this 965-nucleotide messenger RNA. RefSeq lists its product as uncharacterized. The transcript is spliced from 5 exons. Lineage: Eukaryota; Fungi; Basidiomycota; Agaricomycetes; Agaricales; Marasmiaceae. The record is from RefSeq and is a predicted model, not a curated record. The coding region runs from base 28 to 714 and encodes 228 amino acids.
CCCGGUCCUAACAUCUACGGCUUUGAAAUGACAGAAAAUCACACUCACCGACGUUCAUCUUCGGGUCAUUCUCACACCGCUCGCUCUACUUCACCGCCGUCUCAAACCUUUCAUCCUUCAAUUCUCCCGAGAUCCGUGCCUACACCUUGCCUUGUGGAAUCUGUGGCCAGCGCAGCUCACUAUUCUGGUGCACGGGUCGACGCAGACACUACUAAUCAUCGACGGUCCAAUAGUGACAGGCGUUCGAGCAGUCACCUCAACGUACAAGAAGAUCACCGCAAAGUAAUGAAGGAUUUGAAGGAAUUGUACGAAUGUCGAACAACUGUCGAGCUUCUAAAGUCAUCCUGGCACGAGCAAGCUAUUUUCGAGGACCCUCUGGUGAGUUGCAAAGGGUACGAUGAGUACGCUGCUCAGUGGUUUGGCUUGCCCAAAUUAUUCUCCAAGUCGGAAACGUUAUCUACCCGGAUUAUGUCUUCCACAAAUUCUCCGAAUCGACUCAUAUACUCUCAGAAGCAAGAAUAUACAUUCCGAUAUCUCGGUAACAAGAAGGUGGUCAACUCGAUUAUCACCGUAGAUCUGGACGAGUCGAACCGAAUAAUCCGUCUGGUCGAACAAUGGGACGGGAAGGAUCUUCCAACUAGAUUUGGUAGCGGUUUCUUACGGAGAGCAAACGCUAAAGUAACACCGUGGAUAGUGAGAAUUCCCAAGAAUUGAACGAUGAAUUGGCGUUUAUUCCCAGCGAAUGAUAACUUACCUAUGUGGGGAGUCAAAUUACAUGCAACCUGUCAACGACAUAUUAUCUACUUUGUAUUUUUAUGACUCUACUGUACCUAUCUUUUUACGUCCAACAGAGUCGAUGACUGUCAAAUCGACUAGGUUGUAGCCUUUUUUAAUGUUGUACCUUCUAUCCUGUAUCAGAACUGUCCGUUAUGCGUUACAGGCUCAAUUUAGGCCACGGAAAUGGC